AUGUGGAGCUGCUGCUUUGGGGGAUUUGGUCCUUGUAAAGUAGCCUUUCUUACCUCUCUUCUCUUUCGUUCUUUCCUCUUGCUUUAUGAUGAGACCAGAUGGGUGUUGCUUCAAAGGAGAGUUGGACAUCUUGAGAAACCAUUUCGGAUCUCACUGGAAUAUGUUGCUGAUGGGAACAAGAGCAUAGCGGCUGUGGAUUCCUUUGCAAUGAAGAACUGCAGUACAGGAUCUACUUCUGGCUCAAAAAUGGCUCUGGAGGGUUCCUUCAGCUGCUGGAAUGGAACAGGGAUCAGACUGGGGCAGGCGUGUGACUUCAUCAGGGACUGUGCUGAGGGAGAAGAUGAGGCAGAUAUGUGCAAAAAUCUUCCCUCUGGCUUUUACUGUUCGUUUGAAGAAGGAGACUGUGGCUGGAUGCAGGGCUCUUCUGUGUCCCGUCCUUCUCCAUGGCGGAUUGGAAGACCGGAGCACAACCGUUUUCCUUCAAUAGAAGGUUGUGUACUCCUCCUUAACACCAGCAAAGCACCAGCAGUAGCAAACACUGUCAUGACCAGCACUGCAUUUCCAGCUCCCUUGAGGAACUCCCCCUGCGAGCUACGAAUGUCAUGGCUCAUCCAUGGUGUCUUGCUGGGAAAUGUAUCCCUGGUGCUGGUCGAGAACAAGACAGGAAAGGAACAGAGCCAGACAUUCUGGCAUUCAGAUAACAGCGAAGGUUUUGGAAUAUGGCAGUGGAUGAUCUUACCUCUCCCAGAUAUACUGGAUAGGUUUUGGUUUCAGAUCAUUGCUUCAUGGGAAGAAGGAUCUGAUGCCAUUAUUGCUUUUGACAAUGUCUCCCUUAGUCUGGACUGUUAUUUAACAAUCAGUGGAGAGAAGACACCUCGAGGUACCACUCCAGACUCAAGCAAUUUGCUCACCAGUAGAGGUGCCCAGAAGAAGUUUGGAUGGGAACAAAAGCUUCUGGGAAAUCUCCAGCUCAACACUGCCCCCAUAUCUGGUCCAGCAGAUCACUGGUUAUUCACAACGUGUGGUGCCAGUGGACCCUAUGGCCCCACUCAGAGCCAAUGCAACGAUGCCUACAGAAACUCCAACCUCAGUGUGAUUGUAGGAGCUGAAGGGAUUCUCCAAGGCAUUCAGAUCUGGAGAGUACCAGCAACCAACACGUACAGCAUCUCAGGCUAUGGAGCUGCUGGUGGGAAAGGAGGGAAGAACACCAUGGUGCGGUCCCAUGGCGUGUCUGUGCUGGGAAUUUUUGACCUCCAGAAGGAUGAUACUUUAUAUAUCUUGGUAGGACAGCAAGGAGAAGAUGCUUGUCCUAGUACUAAUGGUGUUAUACAGAAAGUCUGCAUUGGAGAGAACAAUGUGAUUGAAGAAGAGAUACGUGUGAACAGAAGUGUCAGCGAAUGGGCAGGAGGAGGUGGAGGCGGAGGAGGUGCAACUUACAUAUUUAAGAUGGAGAAUGGAGAACCGGUCCCCUUGAUAAUUGCAGCAGGAGGUGGUGGAAGGGCCUACAGGGCCAAAACAGACACAUUUCAUCCAGAAAGGUUGGAGAAUGAUUCCUCUAUUCCAGGGUUGAAUGGAAAUUCAGGAGCUGCAGGUGGUGGAGGUGGCUGGAAUGAUAACACUUCCUUCCUGUGGUCAGGAAAAUCCUUGCUGGAAGGUGCUACUGGAGGAAGAUCCUGCCCCCAGGCCACGAAGAAGUGGGGGUGGGAGACAAGAGGGGGUUUCGGAGGGGGUGGAGGGGGGUGCUCCUCAGGUGGAGGAGGCGGAGGAUAUAUAGGUGGCAAUGCUGCAGCGGACAAUGACCCAGAGAUGGAUGGGGAGGAUGGUGUGUCCUUUAUUAAUCCAAUUGGUACUUUAUACACUCCAGCGCUUAAAGUGACAGAGGGGCACGGAGAGGUGGAUAUUAGGCUGCAUCUUAACUGCAGUCACUGUGAGAUGGAUGAGUGUCGUGUUGAUCUUGAGACUCAAAAAGUCAUUUGCUUUUGUGAGCCAGGCACAGAGUUGGCUGAGGAUGGUGUGUCUUGCAUAGCCGAACCAGUGGUUCAUCUCCCUCUCUCCUUGGUCUUGUCUGUAGUGACUUCAGCAUUGGUGGCUGCUUUAAUUUUGGCUUUUUCAGGAAUCAUGAUAGUAUAUCGUCGGAAGCACCAGGAGCUACAAGCCAUGCAGAUGGAGUUACAGAGCCCAGAGUAUAAACUGAGCAAGUUGCGUACCUCCACUAUCAUGACAGACUACAAUCCCAACUACUGCUUUGCAGGAAAGACCACGUCCAUUAGUGACCUCAAAGAGGUGCCUCGAAAAAACAUCUCCCUUAUCCGGGGUUUGGGCCACGGAGCCUUUGGUGAGGUAUAUGAAGGUCAGGUGGCAGGGAUCCCCAGCGACCCCACUCCCUUGCAGGUGGCUGUGAAAACAUUGCCAGAAGUGUGUUCAGAGCAAGAUGAGCUGGACUUUCUCAUGGAAGCUCUCAUUAUUAGCAAGUUCAACCACCAGAAUAUUGUGCGCUGUAUUGGGGUGAGCUUGCAGGCACUGCCCCGUUUCAUCCUGCUAGAGCUCAUGGCUGGAGGUGACCUGAAAUCGUUCCUGAGAGAGACGCGGCCUAGACCGAAUCAGCCCUCCUCCCUUUCCAUGCUGGACUUGCUCCACGUGGCUCGGGACAUUGCUUGUGGGUGUCAGUACCUGGAGGAGAACCACUUCAUUCACAGGGAUAUUGCUGCCAGGAACUGCCUCCUUACCUGUCGAGGGCCUGGGAGAGUGGCUAAAAUUGGAGACUUUGGAAUGGCCCGGGAUAUUUACAGAGCCAGCUACUAUCGGAAGGGUGGGUGUGCAAUGUUGCCUGUCAAAUGGAUGCCUCCUGAGGCUUUCAUGGAAGGGAUAUUUACAUCCAAAACAGACACAUGGUCCUUCGGUGUGUUGCUGUGGGAGAUAUUCUCUUUGGGAUACAUGCCCUACCCUAGCAAAAGUAACCAGGAGGUUCUGGAGUUUGUAACCAAUGGAGGAAGGAUGGAUCCACCUAAAAACUGCCCUGGGCCUGUUUACCGCAUUAUGACCCAGUGUUGGCAGCACCAGCCUGAAGACCGGCCAAAUUUUGCCAUAAUCCUGGAGAGGAUUGAGUACUGCACUCAGGAUCCAGAUGUCAUCAACACUGCUUUGCCAGUAGAAUAUGGCCCAUCAGCUGAGGAGGAGGAGAAGGUAGCGAUGCGCCCUGAGGAUCCAGAAGGAAUUCCUCCUCUCUUGGUCUCCACACACCAAGACAGAAAGGAUGACAAGCGAACUCUGCCAUCUCCACCGCCCCUGCCAUCAGCCAUCACUGCUGGAAAACCUCUAGGGAAAAUGGGAGCCUUGGAACAGCCAGUCCCAGGGAAGGUGCAGUCAGCCUCAGCGGGGGGACAUAUCAACAUGGCCUAUGCCCAGUCCAAUCCCCCUUCUGAGCUGCACAAAAGCCGGGGCUCCAGAAACAAGCCCACCAACCUCUGGAAUCCAACCUAUGGUUCCUGGUUUGCGGAGAAGCAGGCCAGUAAAAACAGUUCUCUGCUGGAGAAGGAGAUGCCUGAGAGGGAGAAUUUAGGACAGGAAGGAAACUGUACUGUGGGGCCCAACAUUGUGACUGGCAGGCUGCCGGGCUCCUCCCUGCUGUUAGAGCCAUCUUCCCUAACAGCAAGUGUUAAAGAAGUGCCUCUCUUUCGGCUCCGCCACUUCCCUUGUGGGAAUGUCAACUAUGGAUACCAACAGCAGGGCUUACCCUUGGAAGCCUCCACGCCACCUUGCGCUAGCAGUUAUGAAGACCCCGUCCUUAGAAACAAGAGCCACAUAACCCAGCAGGGGCCAUGA
Antrostomus carolinensis (chuck-will's-widow) is the source of this 3822-nucleotide messenger RNA. It is a transcript of the gene ALK, whose product is annotated as ALK receptor tyrosine kinase. Gene Ontology annotation, cellular component: plasma membrane; signaling receptor complex. The record is from RefSeq and is a predicted model, not a curated record. Gene Ontology annotation, biological process: regulation of cell population proliferation; multicellular organism development; protein phosphorylation. Gene Ontology annotation, molecular function: ATP binding; protein binding; transmembrane receptor protein tyrosine kinase activity. The transcript is spliced from 25 exons. Lineage: Eukaryota; Metazoa; Chordata; Aves; Caprimulgiformes; Caprimulgidae. The coding region runs from base 1 to 3822 and encodes 1273 amino acids.